This is a messenger RNA of Xiphophorus maculatus (southern platyfish), 4795 nucleotides long. It is a transcript of the gene acvr1ba, whose product is annotated as activin A receptor type 1B. NCBI's taxonomy places the organism in Eukaryota, Metazoa, Chordata, Actinopteri, Cyprinodontiformes, Poeciliidae. Gene Ontology annotation, biological process: activin receptor signaling pathway; cellular response to growth factor stimulus; protein phosphorylation. The record is from RefSeq and is a predicted model, not a curated record. The coding region runs from base 143 to 1633 and encodes 496 amino acids. Gene Ontology annotation, molecular function: activin receptor activity, type I; activin binding; ATP binding. Gene Ontology annotation, cellular component: activin receptor complex; plasma membrane. The transcript is spliced from 9 exons.
CGGCGGGCUGGCUGGCUGGCUGGCUGGUAUCUGGUGGUGCGGUGUGUGCGGUCGGACUGUGGUUGUGUUUCAGCUCUGACCGUGUUGAUAACGACACACUUCGGGCGCUUUUUCCUCGCGUAGACAUGGGAAUUCAGAAGACAUGGCUCUAAGACAAACAGCCCUAACGCUGCUGGCCCUGCUCGGGCUGGCGGCCGUCGGUGACGCUUUACACUGCAACUGCACGAACUGUAACGGGGUUAACUCGGGUGAGUGCGAGACAAAAGGAGCCUGCCUCGUUUCAACGUACAAGUUGGAAGGGAAAGAUGUGCUCAUGCGGAGCUGCCUCGACCCUGAUAGGAUGAUUCCACCCAUCUUCUGCAAGAGCGCCGAAGGGCACUUGAACGCUCACUGCUGCUUUGAAGAUUACUGCAACAAUAUUGUCUUGAAAGUCCCAGACCCGACGACCGGGGAGUGGGUGACCUCGGGGACCUCCUGGGGGCCAGUGGAGCUGGUUGCGGUCAUAGCGGGGCCUGUGUUCCUGCUCUGUGUGCUGCUGAUGGUUGGAGUGUUCCUCUUCCAGUAUCACCAGAGAGCCUACAGCCACAGACAGCGGCUGGAAGUGGAGGACCCCUCCUGCGACCACCUGUACCUGGCCAAGGACAAAACCCUGCAGGAUCUCAUCUAUGACAUGUCCACCUCAGGAUCUGGCUCUGGGCUGCCGCUGUUUGUGCAGCGGACGGUUGCCAGGACGAUCGUGCUGCAGGAGAUAAUAGGGAAGGGGCGUUUCGGAGAGGUGUGGCGAGGAAAGUGGAGAGGCGGAGACGUCGCCGUCAAGAUCUUCUCAUCCAGAGAGGAGCGCUCCUGGUUCAGAGAGGCCGAGAUCUACCAGACAAUCAUGCUUCGGCACGAAAACAUCCUGGGAUUCAUCGCAGCAGACAAUAAAGACAACGGCACAUGGACGCAGCUGUGGCUGGUGUCGGACUAUCACGAGCACGGCUCUCUGUUUGACUACUUGAACCGCUACUCCGUCACCAUCGAGGGCAUGAUCAAGCUGGCACUCUCGGCUGCAAGCGGCCUGGCUCACCUCCACAUGGAGAUCCUCGGCACUCAGGGUAAGCCCGGCAUUGCUCAUCGGGACCUCAAGUCUAAAAAUAUCCUGGUUAAGAAGAACGGCACUUGUGCUAUAGCUGACCUGGGCCUGGCCGUCCGCCACGAGUCCAUCACAGACACAAUUGAUAUAGCACCGAACCAGCGCGUGGGCACUAAGAGGUAUAUGGCUCCAGAAGUCUUAGAUGAAACCAUCAACAUGAAACAUUUUGAUUCCUUUAAGUGCGCCGACAUUUAUGCGUUGGGCCUGGUGUACUGGGAGAUCGCGCGCCGCUGCAACACCGGAGGCAUACAUGAGGAGUACCAGCUGCCCUACUACGACCUCGUGCCCUCUGACCCGUCCAUAGAGGAGAUGAGGAAGGUGGUUUGUGACCAGAAACUGAGGCCCAACGUUCCCAACUGGUGGCAGAGCUACGAGUCGCUGCGUGUGAUGGGGAAGAUCAUGCGGGAGUGCUGGUACGCCAACGGCGCGGCGCGACUGACGGCACUGCGCAUCAAGAAGACUCUGUCUCAGCUCAGCGUGGAGGAGGACGUCAAGAUGUGAGCGGCCAGCGAGGCGCGCUAGAGACGCACAACCCGACCACACUCCCAUAGGAAACAAACACUAAAGACAGACUGCAAAUGGAGAAAAACAAAAAACAAAAAACAAACAAAAAAAAAAAACUACCAACAACCCUGCCAGUUUUAAAGCCACACUCCAAGUUGUGACAAGGCCUACCUCACCUUUUUAGCCAAAACUACUGAAAGUCACCCAUCCCUCUCCUUCCUCCUCCUCGUCCUCCGAACCCACGGGCCACACUACAACACUACCACUGUUAAUAGCAUACACUCAACCUCCUUUCAUUUACCAGGGCAGGAAUUACUGUACAGUCACUUUUUUUUUUUUUUUUCCCAUUUUCUUUUUACCCGUUAGGUUCAGUGAUGGAUCUAAAAGUUUUCCAGGAGAGCUUCUUUUGUGGGUUUUAAUGUUAAAGAAAUAACACUCUGGCUGUUUUGUUUUUUUUAGCAAUAUCUCGCCGUCGUGUGUGUGUGUGUGUGUGUGUGAGUGUGAAGGAGAGGAGAGGACAGGGGCUGAAGUACUGUUUCUAUUUAUGUGUUUGUGUGUAAAAGGUGGCUGGACGUCGAGCAUGUUUCCAAGACGGCGCCUUCUAAAAACAGGCUGCAGUUUGUUAGACAGUUUAUUCAAAAACAAGGAAAUCUGCCGUUUGAAGUGAAGCAUGAACAGCCAGAUUGUUUUCUAAUCUCCCCCACUGGAACAUGAUGCAAAAAGAAACCGCAGGUGAAACCAGAUGUUUACAUUCGCCGUAGGAAAGCGCAACCGUUUUUCUGUCCGUCAUGCUGAACUCAUUUUCCAUUUGCAAAACGCUAGAGCAUUCAAAGUUUCUUUAAAUUUAAGAAGCCCGGAUGAUGAAGACGACGCUGCGGCUUUGAAAGGUGUCGACACGUGCGGCUGUGUUUUAAGACGAUGCUUUGAACGCGCUGCUUCCUGGUGUGGCAUCGUUGAAAAUCCAAACGAAAUCAGUCAAGAUCUCAGGAAGAGAAACUGUGGACCUCCGCAUCUCCAUCUGUUGAAACAAUUACAGGCAAGAAAGCACAAUGGGAGUAUGUCCAGUUACACUGUUCAGGUUCUGCUUCCCAGAGAUGACUGUUUUGGCCCCAGCUGUGCAAAUUGACCUCAGAACAAAGGUAAAGUACCUUGUGAAGAUGCGUCUUUUUCCACUGGGAAACGAGUCUGUUACCCAUACGGGCUGAAAGGCUCCUCUGAGAGGAAGAAGCCAUCGUUUCAAGAUGAGCUAGUUUACAGUUUGUAAUUUUUCUCAGGUACUAAGUGUCUUCUGCGGGAGGGACUGGUGCACUUCACACACACAAAAAAAAGAAGUCUUCCAAACCGGCAGUGACCCUACCAUGCCUCCAAAUUAGCCACAAAGUGGCAGCGGGCAAUGUUUUGGAGUGGUUAUCAUCAACCCCUGAUUAAAGCGCAUUAGCGGUCAGAGAUGAAAAGGUGUCAAACUUCAGCUUCAUCAGUUCCAAGCGAAGGAAAGAGCCAAACUUCCAUUAGACUGUUGUGGGAAGCCGGAGGAGCGAUGCGCUGAACGUGUAACUCAAGUCGAGCCCUCAUAUUAUUCUGGCUUUUAGCAAUCGCCGCUUUAGUAAUCUUGAUUUUAACCAGGAUAAAAACAGUUAUAUGUCUUCCUACUGUCCACGUAAAUAUCUGGUUUAACCCGUGGUUGCACUCCGUGUAGCUUCCCGACGCCUGCCAGGAAUCGCAUUUAUGAGAUGUGGUCCAGCCCUGAAUUUAGUUUGGGAGGGAAAAAAAAACGACAAUAAAAAGUGGCAGGGAUUAUGUUUGGUGAGAUCGUUUUACCGUUUUAUUUAUUUGUUUAUAGUUGUUUUUGUUUUGUUUUUUUUUGUUUUUCUUUUUUAAAAUUCAUGUUGAUGAACACUGUGAGAUGAGACGCGACAAACCAGAGUGUAGACGCCGAGGUUGGAGGGGUUAUUUCAUUCAGUUGGUGCUCAGUGUGAGUAUGAAUGUAGCCGUUAACCCGGGCGGUGCGCUCCGAGAGGCGUAAUGAAAUGGCAAUGAAAAGUACAUUUUGAAUGAUGUUUUUGUGUAAAGAGGUCACAAUGGCUUUUCUUCUUUUGACAUUAGACACUACUGAUUAUGGGUACAUGUGAUUUAUUUGUAUAUAAACGUGCGUUUUUCUUUUCUCCUCUACAUGCCACAGCUCCAGUGUGACAUAAUGAUGCAGAUUUUUUUUCUUUUUUUUUUCUUCUUUUGAUUGGACGGUACUUUGACAGAUCUCUUGUUUUUAACCUGUCUGCAUGGUCUCCAACUGUGCUAACAAAUAUUAAUUGCUGGAGGUUAUGGUUAUUUUAUUUUUCCUCCACUUGUUCCUUUCAUGGCAGUGUGGUGGUACUACUGAUCCUUUUUCUCCUUGCGUAUACCCGUUUCUACGCGGGGUGACGUCUCCAUCUCCUGCUCAUUUUGACACUGGAAUACAGAAGGACUUGGUGUUGAUCUUAAAUACUGCCACUGGCUCUCUUUUUUUUCUUUUUUCUUUUUUAAACCAGGAAAUCAGACGAACUGUCGACGGAUCACGUCGAACAUGCAGGUAGACGCGGGGGACCUUCGAGGACUGACAUGCCGCGAGCGGGGAACUGCAUGUUUUCAUUCUACUUCUGCAGACAAGACUAUGAAAGUAUUACACUGAUAUUCGUCACCUAUGGGCUCUGCACUGUUAUGUCCACAAGGGCGUUAGUUAAUGUUUGUCGAAGCCAUCACCUGAACCAUGUGUCAUGUCCGUUUUGCAUGCCGUCUCAAACACUGGGCCCUCUGCACUGAGGUCCCUCACCCCCGUUUUCCUCCAACAGGUUGACUUUUUCUUCUUCUUUUUUUUUUCUCUUUUGGGUCAUUGGCUGCGCACCCCAGAAAUGUUGCUGCUACUGUUUAACAUGGGUAGAAGUGUAGCGGAAAAAAGAGAGAGCGAGAGAGGGAUGGAAAGUGGGAGAAUGAUGAUGAUGAUGUCAAGUUGAACCAAAAUUGUCAAAACACUCUUGUCCAUGUUUGGUGUGUGUUGCCAUGGGUAUUUGAUCAUCAUGUUCAUAGGUGAAAACUUCAAAAUUCAGUGAUGAUAUUGUGCUGAUCUUUUCUGAUUUAGUUCAAAAUGUACAUAGACAAUAUACAAUAAAUUCCUCCUUUUUCUUA